GCGGUUCGGCCCCGCCUUCCCAGGCGUUCUAGAACUCUGGCUUACAAUGUGGAACGUUCGGAAUGGCUUGACGGCGGCUGCCACUUUCGCUCUCACCUGGGCAAGAAAAGAGGCGAGUUUGCCUUGGUUGCUUCCAACUUUAGGAAGCCCCUCCGGGAUAACCUGCCCCGGCUGUUCUCGGGCUCUGCACUGUUCCAGACGACUCUGCCGGUCCCCUAGCGACUUGCUCAGAAAGUUCCUCGCUAAAAAAAGGAAGAAGUUUUGGUAUUCUAGUCCUACACUUGGAUCUGAAGUGCUGUACAAACCAUCCAGCUUGUCAGAUGUUUUAAAACUGCGACCUCCAAAGGUUAGGAAACAAGAUAGCAUUCGUAAGAAAACUUUGGACGUUCUGUUUUUUCAAGCUGUGCGGGACCUACUGAACACCCCUCUAGCUGGCCAAGAACUUUAUGAUCUCAAUGUGGAAGUGUUUAAGGCUUCCCUCACGUCAGAUUUUGCAAUAUGUCGCAUAUAUUGGAAGAGUUCCGGCAACGCAGAAAAGGAUGAAUGUAUUCAGCAAGCCCUAGAGAGAAAAGCCUCAUAUAUUAGACAUCUUCUGGUAUCGUAUCGUAUCCGGGUACAUGUUCCUUCAAUAAAAUUUGUUAGGGACAGAGAAGAGGCGGCUAUAAGAGAGGUUGAGAAAUUAUUGGCAAUUGCUGACAUGGGGCCUGAAGAAGAAGAAAAUGAAUUAAUUCAGAAUAAUUUCAGUGAGGAAAAAUCCAUCGUGGCCGAUACCCAUGGGGAGCCCUCCAUCCACACAAAUCUAUUUGGAAUUGAUCAUAAAGCAUUAAGUAAGCAGAUAAUGGAUUACAAAAAAUUGAAGAAGAAGGAGGUACUGGAAGGGACCUCGGUCCUAGAGACACAGUUGGCUGCGAUACGGCAACAUCAAAAGAAAAUGAGGAGGACGAAAGCUAGGAAAAUUUACGAUGAUGACCUUAAUCCUGAGGUGUAUUUGAUGGAGAAAUACAAUAAAGAUUAUUGGGACAGUGCAGUUUCAUCUUCAGAGAAUGAGGCACUAGAGUACCAGCCAAAGGAAGAUGGCAAUGAAUUAGAAAAAGAAAAGUAGAACUCUCAAUUUUAAAUGAAUUUUAUAAAACUAUGGGUCAGUUUGAACUACCCCAUAAAACAUUCAAUCAUUGUCUUGUUCAAUGGAAAAUAUAUUGCAGCUGAAGUUUCCCUCAUUUCUCCACUCCUUUAUGAUUCAUUUCCCCUUUUCCUUAUUUAUGCAACUAUAGUUUGCUGUUAUAGCCCACUCUGGCAGCAUAUGAGUUUUAUUAAAAUUGACUUGUUUACCUGCUAUAACCCUUGUGGAAUCUUUUGAGUUAGAUGAGCUCUAAAGUACAGAUAGGCCUUGUCUUACAGCCACAAUGUAGCCUAAAAUUUCCAUUGCCUAGCAAGACACUUAAGUGAGUUGUGCUCCAUUUUAUGAUGUUUUUUGCCACAGUUGUUAAGCGAAUCAUGUAGUUCAGGGCUGUCAAACUCAAUUUCAUUGAGGGCUGCAUCAGGGCUGUGGUUGAUCUCAGGUGAGGGGGUAGGCAGAUGUGGCUGACUGGGUGGGUGUGGCCAGCUUGACACCACUCACUAGGUGUGGCCAAAAGUGGGUGUGGCCAACUGGAUGGGCAUGGACAGCUUGAUGCCACUCCCCAAACUGCUGGCAUGUUAACUCUUUGCAUUGGAUAGACUGGGCCGAAGCCAGGCUUGCCCGAUGUUUCCUCUUCACGUUGGGUAGACUAGGGGUGAAAUGUUCUUGGUUCAGACCGGAUCAGCUGAUCCGGUAGCGAUGGUGGCGGGUGGUUCAGAGAACCGGUAGCAAAGAUCCCUCCCCCCCCAUGCCCAGCUGAGCCAUGUGAUCGUCAGAGCCUUUUUUUUUUUACUUUUUAAAAGCACGUUUU
This is a messenger RNA of Ahaetulla prasina, 1928 nucleotides long. It is a transcript of the gene RBFA, whose product is annotated as ribosome binding factor A. The transcript is spliced from 7 exons. Gene Ontology annotation, biological process: rRNA processing. Lineage: Eukaryota; Metazoa; Chordata; Lepidosauria; Squamata; Colubridae. Bases 47 to 1102 code for a protein of 351 amino acids. The record is from RefSeq and is a predicted model, not a curated record.